Molecule: messenger RNA, 3654 nt
Organism: Aphanomyces astaci
Lineage: Eukaryota; Oomycota; Saprolegniomycetes; Saprolegniales; Verrucalvaceae
Exons: 2
Coding region: 147-3539 (1130 amino acids)
Biological process (GO): cellulose biosynthetic process
Cellular component (GO): membrane
Molecular function (GO): cellulose synthase (UDP-forming) activity
Source: RefSeq, a predicted model, not a curated record
AGUAAAUCCAAGAGGGGUUACACAAUUGAGCUUCCACCAAUUUUGAAAGGUUGGGGAGGUUCGUCAGUUUGGUUUUCCCCUCGUCUACACCACUCGUCGCACUCUCGUGCGCAUCCAACGCAGUCCAUCUCAACUCGUGGAGCACGAUGGUGACGUUGGGAGCAGCGGUUGCUGGCGCCGUGGGCGUCAGCGGCGGCUUUGCCCUCUCCUUAGGGGGGUGGUCAAGCAUGUCUCUCGGCGCAAAGUCGCUCUUCAUAUCCGUGCAACUGCUCGCAAGUUUCGGCAUGGGGUUCAUUGCAAGCUACAUGAUCAUGGACAACCUGGCGUCCGUCGCCGAAGUCCUGCGCAUAGGCAUUGCCGCCGGUGUCGGUGGGGGCCUGGCGCUGUUGAUUGUUUUCGCCACGUCGUUGGGCCCCUAUGUACUCAUUGUGCUGUCCGGUGCCAUCCUCGCGCCGUGGCUGCUCGUGUUGGAUCGGUACACUGGAAAGGUGUUCUUGGGCCAGCCGAGCUUUGCCAAGCAGGAGUUUCUGGUCGCGUUUGUGAUCAUUUACUUCCUGCUGUUCGUAUCCAGCUCCAAGAGUGUGGACGUGGAAACCCAUCGCUUCAAGUAUCUCCUAAUGAGCGCCAUCAUCGGGGGGUGGCUGUUUUCAGACGCCGUGUUCCGCCUGGCGUUCCCUACCCACGUCCCGUUGUCCAACCUCCUCUUUGGCAUCAUCGGCGUCUCUCAAAAGCCCGACUUGCCUGACUUGAGCACCGACAACAAGAUGCUCAUGUUUGUCAUCUGGGGCGGCGUGUCCUUGGUCGGCAUGAUCAACCAGCUGGCUAUGCGAUGGGGCCUCUUCUGCUACAACAAGGUUGGGGGGCACCUCCCCCUCAACGGCGUCUUGCAGGAAGACCUCCCCGAGUUGCCAGUGGGAGCGGCCGCGUCGGCCGCGGUGGUCAACAACCGCAUCGUGUGUGAAAACUGCUUCGCGACUGUCCCCCCCGCCACUGCGUUUUGCACAGAGUGCGGGGAAGCCAUCGCGACCAACGGCCAGGGCGACCCGAAUGUGUCCAUCUCAACGUCGCAAAUGCCGUCCGUGGCCGUCGGUGCCGACGGCAAGACCCCCGAGCGAUGGACAGAAGUGCCCAACCGGGCAUUCAUGGCGUCCACGUCGUUUGUCGACCCCAAGAAAAUGACGGAGAAGACGACGGAAGCGCGGUCGAUUCGGUUCAUGGACCAAGGCGAAGGUGGCGGCGCUGGAGCUGGCGGUAAGAACCCGUACGAGUCGUCGUUCCGGUCGUUUGCGAUGAGCACGUUCUCGAUUGCGGGCCGCGCGGCCGAGCCGGUGCAGACCCCCAACAUCCGCAAGUACAAGAUGUCGGGCGGUGGGUUCUUCCACAUUAUCUACUUCCUCUCGGCCAUCACGGGCGUGGUGUGGCUUGUGUUUUUGAUCACGUUUUACCCCCGCGAGUCGCCGUGCAACCAGACACAGCCGCAUUUGGGCUGUUCGCUCAUCGAAGACAGCAUCAAGUUGAUGAACGGAUGCUACCCCAGUACCGAAGAGAAGAACGUGGACUUGGCCACGAACGAACCGUACUGUAUCAAGCCCACUCCAGGUGGCGUGUGGUUCUGCUACAUCAUAUUUGUCGGGUCGGAGUACCUCAACUUUUUCCUGGGGUUGCUCUUCAACUUUUCCAUGUGGCGCCCCGUCCGACGCGGCGCGCGGUACCUGAACGACUUCAAGCCCGCGCUUCCCAAGGAACAAUGGCCCAACGUCGACAUAUUCCUCUGCCAUUACUCUGAACCGGUCGUGGACACGAUGAAGACGCUCAAGAACUGCCUGGCAAUGCAGUAUCCCCCCGAGCUGCUCCGCAUUUGGCUGUGUGACGACGGGUACACCAAGUCUGUGUGGGAUGCCAACAACCACUUCAAGGUGACCGUGAACACCAAGAACAUUCAAUUCUGCGGCGACUUGCGCGGCGAUGUUGCUCGAUUGAUGCAUGAACGCGUGGUGGGUCCUGUCAGCGACGACAAUGCGCUCAAGACGUGGCGCCGCCAGCACUCUAGCGUCCGUGAGAUCAAGGGCUCGGGGGACAAGGGCAUCCAGCGUCGCGAUUGCGCGGUCGGGUCGCUCAGCGACGACUACGACUACCGCGACCGCGGCCUGCCUCGCGUCACGUUUGUCGGCCGCAUGAAGCCAGAGACGCAUCAUGCCAAGGCUGGUAACAUCAACAACAUCCUCUUCAACGAAGGCGCCGAAGGCAAGUACAUUUUGAUUUUGGAUAACGACAUGAAGCCCCACCCCAAGUUUCUCUUGGCGGUGCUGCCCUUCUUCUUUUCCGAAGGAGAGGCGGUCGACGGCGGUGGACGCCAGUACUCGGACGACAUUUCGUGGAACCAAGUCGCGUACGUGCAGACGCCGCAGUACUUUGAAGACACGCCACAGCUGACCGAGAUGGGCGAUCCCUGUGGGCACAAAAACACGAUCUUUUUCGACGCUGUCCAGUGCGGUCGCGACGGGUUCGACUCGGCCGCGUUUGCCGGGACCAACGCCGUGUUUCGUCGGCAAGCGUUCGACUCGAUCGGUGGCAUUCAGUACGGGACGCAGACGGAAGAUGCUUACACUGGCAACAUUUUGCACACGGCUGGGUGGGACUCUGUCUACUUCCGCAAGGAUUUCGAAGGCGAUGCCAAGGACCGCAUUCGGCUGUGCGAAGGGGCCAUUCCAGAAACUGUGGCUGCUUCGUUGGGUCAGCGCAAGCGUUGGGCGAUGGGUGCCGUGCAAAUUCUGCUCAUGAAAGGUGACUCGGAAGUGGACCCGGACUGGCGCCCCCCGCGUGUGGCGGCUCCGGACCCGAAGCCGGCCCUCAACUUCCCCCGCAAAUUGUUCUUCUACGACUCAGUGUUCUACCCAUUUGGGUCGAUUCCUGCGUUGUGCUACGUGUUUAUCGCUAUCUACUACCUCAACACGGGGGAUGCACCGAUCUACACCCAAGGCAACUUGCUCUUGUACACGUUUUUGCCGCUCAUGUUGUCUCGAUGGAUGCUUAACUUGUUGGCCAACCGAAGCGUCGACUCGAACGACGUGUGGCGCGCCCAGCAGACGUGGUUCUCGUACUCGUUCAUCACGGCGCUGGCCAUCGGCGAAGCCAUCCGUUGGCGUCUCACUGGGGUCAUCUCUGCGUGGGCCAACACGGGCGCCGGGCAGAAGACAUCGUGGACGGAAAUCCCCAAUGUGCUCAUGUACUUCACACUGAUCGUUUCCGAGUUCGUGGCGCUGAUUCGGUUCUUCCAGUACGAAAACGCCACGAGUCCGUGGAAUUACGUGUCGGCCAUGUUCUUUGGCUUUUGGGUCAUGAGCAACCUCUACCCCAUGGUCAAGAUGAGCAUCUCCACGUACGCCGGAUGGGACCACACGAGCGCGACGUUCACGGCCAACGUGUUCGGGUCGCUGCUGCUCGUGGGCAUCGUCGUGUUCGUCCAGUACUGGCAAAUGUACUUCGAAGUCAACAUGUUGCAUGCCACAGGCCAAGUCGCCGCCGGCACGGGGGUCUAAAUUUAUUCCGCUGCAUGACGUUAGGCUGCAUAUACCUUUUCGUUAAUAUAAACUCUUGCACUUGGAUCGGAAAUCCCGAGGAAGUUCCAUGGCGUUCAAGAGAGAUCCUUGACCA